Astyanax mexicanus (Mexican tetra) is the source of this 1074-nucleotide messenger RNA. Its product is annotated as zinc-alpha-2-glycoprotein-like. The coding region runs from base 27 to 1004 and encodes 325 amino acids. Gene Ontology annotation, cellular component: external side of plasma membrane. The transcript is spliced from 5 exons. Gene Ontology annotation, biological process: immune response. The record is from RefSeq and is a predicted model, not a curated record. Lineage: Eukaryota; Metazoa; Chordata; Actinopteri; Characiformes; Acestrorhamphidae.
AACACUCUCUGUUAUAUCUCUACACCAUGCAGUCUAAAAACUCUUAUUAUCAUCUCUACGACUGCACUGCUGUAACUCUGCUGAACUACAGACAGAUAGAUUUCUACAACAGCAGCUCAGAUAAACCCAGAACUGCUAAACAGAACUGGCUGAAGAACAUUUCAGAAUCUGACUGGAAAACCAGCACUGAGAAACUGCAGUAUGACAGAGAACUGUUAAAUAGACUCAUCGACCAACAGCUAAAUGAGUUCAGACACUCUCAGUCAGAUGGUCAUGUUCUUCAGUGGCGGCAGGGCUGUGAGGUCGACAGGUCUCUGCUGGUUGUUAAGAGUAUUAGUGAGUUAGCCUAUGAUGGAAUUGGGUUAAUUUACUUUAACUGCACGUCUGAGACGUGGUUAACCUCGGGGAAGCCGACGGACAGGAUGCUGGAGAAGUGGAAUAAAGACUAUCGUCUAAUUGCUAUUAAAAAAUGUGAAGAGUGUGUGAGGGUGCUGGAGAUGUACUUACAGUACAGAACUGCCAACACUACUGAUAUCAACACAAGACGAUCUCCACCUGCUGUUCAUAUGUUUGCAAAGAAAUCUAUAAGAGACUCGAGAAAGCGGAUCCUGACCUGCAUGGCUACGGGAUUCUACCCCAAAGACGUGAAGAUGAGUCUGAGGAAGUUCACCACUGAAAUUCCUGAUCAUCUGAUCACAUCUUCUGGAGUCAGACCCAAUCACAAUGGAACCUACCAGCUGAGGAAGAGUGUGGAGAUACAGGAAGAUGAUAAAGCAGAUUAUUACUGUCACGUGUCUCACAGCUCCCUCACAGAACCAGUGAUUAAAGAAUGGGAUGGAAAAUGCAUUAACUGCACAGAUGGGAGAUCACGGACUGGAUUGAUCGUUGUUCUGAUCUCAGUGGUUGUGUUGAUCAUCUGUGUUCUGAUCUGUGCAGGAGGUAUAGGACGUUCCUGUAGAUCAUCUCCCACCAGCAAUCAUUCCAUUGCUAACAGUAAGUGUUAAUGUACUGUGGGAAAACAGAGUUAAACUCACACUAUAAGGUGAACAAAAUUUUCUUUAAUUUUCCCAAAAA